AUGGUUCAAAUCACCGUUCCUGACAACUACGGCGCCGUCAUUGGCGUCGCGCUGGGCGCAAUCCCCGUGCUGGCCUUCAUCCACGGCGGCAUCACCACCAGCCUUCGUAGGGCUGCCAAGGUGCCUUACCCGCACAGCUACGCCACCAUGGAGCAAUGCAAGGAGAGCGCCAAAGCAGAGCAGUUUAACUGCGCUCAGCGCGCCCACACCAACUUCAUGGAGAACGCGCCCCAGACCAUGCUGUUCACCCUCGCUGCGGGCCUGAAGUACCCCCAGCUGGCUGCAGGCAUCGGCGCCCUCUGGGUGGUGCUGCGCACGCUGUUCAUGUACGGGUAUGUCUACUCGGGCAAGCCGCAGGGCAAGGGCCGCAUGAUGGGCGGCAUGUUCUGGCUCGCUCAGGGCGCCCUGUGGGGUCUGACCGUGUUUGGUGUGGCGCGGGACUUGAUUUCCUUCUGA
Molecule: messenger RNA, 456 nt
Organism: Penicillium canariense
Lineage: Eukaryota; Fungi; Ascomycota; Eurotiomycetes; Eurotiales; Aspergillaceae
Product: MAPEG family protein
Exons: 3
Coding region: 1-456 (151 amino acids)
Cellular component (GO): nuclear envelope; membrane; endoplasmic reticulum
Molecular function (GO): glutathione peroxidase activity; glutathione transferase activity
Source: RefSeq, a predicted model, not a curated record